AUGCCUCUAGUGGAGUUUACUUACAACAACAGCUAUCAUGCGAGCAUUGGAAUGACUCCGUAUGAAGCUUUGUAUGGAAGGAAAUGCCAAUCUCCGUUAUGUUGGUAUGAAGCAGGAGAAAAGAGCUUGUUAGGACCUGAAAUGAUAAGUGAAACCACUGAGCAAAUAAAGAAAAUCCGUAGUCGAAUGCCUAUGGCUCAAAGCCGUCAAAAGAGCUAUGCUGACCAAAGGCGAAAGCCUUUAGAGUUUGAGGAAGGAGAACAUGUCUUCCUGAAGGUUACUCCAACCACCAGAAUAGGGAGAUCCAUCAAAACUAAGAAGUUAAAUCCCCGUUACAUUGGGCCGUUUGAAAUCCUGAAGAGAAUUGGACCAGUGGCGUAUAGGAUCGCUUUACCACCACAUCUUUCGAACCUGCAUGACGUGUUUCACGUAUCACACCUUUGUAAAUACACUUUUGAUCCUAGUCAUGUUCUAGAACCAGAAUCGGUUCAAGUGAGAGAAGAUUUGACGCUUUCGGUGACUCCAGUUAGGAUUGAUGACACCAGCAUCAAGCAUUUACGCGGAAAAGAAGUUUCCUUGGUGAAAGUAGCUUCGAGUCGGGCUGGAAUUGAAGAGCAUACCUGGGAGCUUGAAAAACGGAAUUCUGUAGAGGAAGUUAUGGACGCCGAAAAUCCGGUGCUAAAAACUGAAAUUCUGAAAGUUGCAGCGGAAUCAGGAAUUCUGAGUUCUUCUAUUCAAUUGAAACUUGAACAAGAACGCAAAACUCUGAAAGGUCAAGUUUAUGACCUCGAAAGAAAAGUAAAAAUAUUCAGAAAAAAGUUAGUUGCUGCUGAGUCUACACUUUUAGCCAAGGGAUCUGAAUUGAUUGCAUUGAAGAGCAAUUUGAGAGAGCUUGAAGAAUUGAGAGAAAUGAAAGAGGACAUUGAUAGAAAGGAGAAACAAACAACUGUCAUAUUGAAGAUGCAAGUAGCUCAACUAGCUGACAUGGAGUUGCUUUAUAAAGAAGGACAAGCUUUAAGGAAGCGAUAUUUCAAUACACUAGAAGAUAUGAAAGGCAAGAUAAGAGUGCACUGUCGGCUAAGGCCUCUAAGUGACAAAGAGAUUGCUAAAAAAGAUGGAGAUUCUCUUACUACUAUAGAUGAGUUUACCGUUGAACAUCAACAGAAAGACGAUAAACCAAAAAAACACAUAUAUGAUCAUGUGUUUGAUGGCAAUGCCACUCAAGAAGAUGUAUUUGAGGAAACAAGGGAUGAUAAAAUCACUCAAAUUACUGUUGCAGUUUGA
Messenger RNA from Arachis ipaensis, 1284 nucleotides. NCBI's taxonomy places the organism in Eukaryota, Viridiplantae, Streptophyta, Magnoliopsida, Fabales, Fabaceae. The record is from RefSeq and is a predicted model, not a curated record.